Molecule: messenger RNA, 699 nt
Organism: Iphiclides podalirius (scarce swallowtail)
Lineage: Eukaryota; Metazoa; Arthropoda; Insecta; Lepidoptera; Papilionidae
Source: the annotation of a GenBank genome assembly
AUGCCACCCCCGUUCGGACACCCGAGCUACGAGUUCGAGGAGCCAGACGAUUAUGAGCAGAAAGGCGUAGAAGAUUCGAACUAUUUCGGCUUGACCGACAUGGCGUUAUGGUACACCGCCGUGCUUGUGGCCAUGUUGCUCCUCUGGAUGCUCAUGUUCUUCUGUUUAAGGAUCAUUUCGCUGAGUACUGUUGAGUACUCAACAGAUAACGAUGAAAAGACCGAUGAGGUCAUAACGGAGACACUGCAGGACGUGAUCAUAUUUAUCGUGUGCUGCUUCGUAGCUUUGUUGAUUAUCGUGUUCAGUCUUACUGUGAUGCGAAUGCUGCUAUUGUUGGGGCAAAAGACGCGCAGUCCGCAGCAGAGGCGGCAGUACCUGGGGUCUCGGGCGAGACCUUCUAUACCCGAGGCGGACCCAGCUGUCUACGUGAGCCCCGCCAAUUUGCCACCACCACCCAAAUAUGAGGCAAUGGCGCCGCCCAGCUACGACGAGGUGGUGGGAGUCCACUACCCCAAUUUCCAGCAGUCCCAAGUGCAGCCGAUCGCCACGCCGAUAGCGGUGGCGAUGGCGCAGAACGCGACCGCCACCGCUACCACCAGCCCCGCCGCUACCACAGCCGACACCACCGCCAUCGCGUCGCCACCCACCACCCUCACCGUCACAAACGAGCGCGCCCCCGCCGUUACCGCUGUCAGCUCG